Molecule: messenger RNA, 779 nt
Organism: Gadus chalcogrammus (walleye pollock)
Lineage: Eukaryota; Metazoa; Chordata; Actinopteri; Gadiformes; Gadidae
Gene: clta
Product: clathrin, light chain A
Exons: 5
Coding region: 116-730 (204 amino acids)
Biological process (GO): intracellular protein transport; clathrin coat assembly; clathrin-dependent endocytosis
Cellular component (GO): postsynaptic endocytic zone cytoplasmic component; clathrin coat of trans-Golgi network vesicle; clathrin coat of coated pit
Molecular function (GO): structural molecule activity; clathrin heavy chain binding
Source: RefSeq, a predicted model, not a curated record
UUGCAUCGUUUCCCCGCCCCCACUUCAACCCCCCGUUGAACGUAUCGGUGAACUAAGACACCUGCUCUCUCUCCCCUCAGUCUUGACAUUCUUAACUCGUUUUUAACCACCGAGAAUGGACGACUUCGACAUGCUGAGCGCACCGGCCGCCGGUAACGGCAGCGGCUCCGGGUCUGAGGAGGACCCCGCCGCCGCUUUCCUGGCCCAGCAGGAGAGUGACAUAGCGGGCAUCGAGAACGACGAGGGCUUCAGCAUCCUGGACGGCGGAGAGGUGCCCUCGUCCCUUUCAGACGUCCCCGAUGGUGCGGUCAACGGGGAACUCCACGCGGAGAGCAACGGCCCAUCUGACUCCUACGCAGCCAUCUCCAGCGCAGACCGCCUGCAGGCGGAGCCAGAGAGCCUCCGCAAGUGGAGGGAGGAGCAGAGCGACCGGCUGGAGGUCCUAGAUGAUAACUCGCGUGAGCAGGAGUCUGCAUGGAAGGACAAGGCUAAGCAGGAGCUGGAGGAGUGGAACAACCGGCAGAACGAAGCCCUGGAGAAGACCAAGGUCAACAACAGGGCCGCUGAGGAGGCCAUGAUCACGGACCUGGACGAGAACAACCCCGGCACGGAGUGGGAGCGCGUGGCCAGGCUCUGCGACUUCAACCCCAAGUCCAGCAAGCAGGCCAAGGACGUGUCCCGCAUGCGCUCGGUCCUCAUCUCCCUCAAGCAGGCCCCGCUGGUCCGCUAGGAGCCCGGUGCGCUCCGAGGGGCCGCCACCUACUCCCUCCAACAGUAAA